Pseudopodoces humilis (Tibetan ground-tit) is the source of this 1014-nucleotide messenger RNA. The record is from RefSeq and is a predicted model, not a curated record. NCBI's taxonomy places the organism in Eukaryota, Metazoa, Chordata, Aves, Passeriformes, Paridae.
AUGCGGCUGGAAGAACUCAGGAGGCUCCAGCACACCCUGGAACAGGGCAACGACGGCAAAGACUCGCUCCAAAGCAUCCAGCGAGCGUGGCGUGAGCACCUGCAGCGCCAGGACCUGCACAGCCCAUCCCCAACAUCACCAACAUCACCAACAAUGUCCCCAACGUCCCCAACGUCCCCAACGUCAUCGACCUCGGGCAAGAUGAGCAGGUCUGUCAGCAUGAACACCUUCUCCGACAGCAGCACCCCCGAUUCCCGGGAGGAUGGCAUGGAUUUAGGCAGCGACGCCGGCAGCAGCCGCUCCAGCUCGGAAUCCAACUCCAGCAAAGCCACGCCGUGCUCGGAGGGCAAGUCCUCGCCGUCCCCCAGCAGCCUGGACCUGGCGGCGCUGGACGACUCGGAGGAGGAGGAGGAAGAGGAGGAGGACGGGGGGUCCCCGGGGCGCUGCCCGGCCGCCCAUGGGCGCCGCUGCGGCCCCGGGGCCGGCGCUGCCCGGCGCUGCCCCCGCCCGCGGCCCCCGCCCCGCUCGGAGCCCCCGCAGCGGCGGCGCGGAGCGGCCGCGGGGCCCGGCGGGCGGCGGAGCGCGGGGACCAGGCCCCCCCGGGACCCGCAGCCCCCGGCCAUGGACUGGGCAGCCCUGGAGAGGCACCUGGCCGGGCUGCAGUGCCGGGAGCAGCAGCGCAAGCCGCGGGCCAGCCCCGCCUCGGCUGUCCUGAGCCUCUGGAGGUGGGCAUGGUGCUCCUGCUUCCCUCAGAGCUGUCCCAUCGGUGUCCGGCUGCCCACAGAGCCACCCUGGAACAUCCAGAGCACUGGAACACUCUGGAGCAUCCAGAGUCCUGAACUCGCCUUGGGGAGGUGGAAAAGCUUCAGGUCUGCGUUUGGAAACAGCUGGAAACCUCCUGGAGAUGCUCAAAAAAUGUGGAAGUGGCACUCGGGGACGUGGUUUAGCAGCGAAGACGGCAGUGGUGGAUUAAUUCGUGGAUUUGGUGGUCUUAGAGAGCUUUUCCAAUCUUAA